Micropterus salmoides (largemouth bass) is the source of this 927-nucleotide messenger RNA. RefSeq names its product probable flavin-containing monoamine oxidase A. The transcript has 6 exons. Gene Ontology annotation, molecular function: oxidoreductase activity. The record is from RefSeq and is a predicted model, not a curated record. NCBI's taxonomy places the organism in Eukaryota, Metazoa, Chordata, Actinopteri, Centrarchiformes, Centrarchidae. The coding region runs from base 130 to 912 and encodes 260 amino acids.
AUGAAAGCAGCCCAGGCUUUGAAAGAUAACCUAAUUGAUAAGGAGAAGAAAAGGGAACACAAGUUGGACUCCACGGUUUAACAGCACACGCUAAGUUGGCAGAAAAAACUUAGUCACUAGAGCCUGACUAUGACUGCAGAAAUUUGGGACGUUAUUAUUGUUGGCGCCGGACUUUCUGGACUGAGUGCAGCUCAUUUGCUCAGAAAACGGAAUGCCAAGUUGAGAAUACUGAUAGUGGAAGGAAAAGAUCGGGUGGGAGGUCGCACAGUGUCCACUGAAAUACCUGCAGCCAAUGGUGUUGAUUCCUGGGACCUUGGAGGGCAGUGGGUAGGAAGCACGCAAACACACAUAUCGGACCUCAUUAAGGAGCUGGGCUUAGAAACCUUCCCCCAAUUUAAUAGUGGAAAGAAGGUGCAUCACAUGGGUGGGCCAGGUGCCAAAGUUCGCACCUACAGAACAAGUAUACCUGCUCUAUCUCCAGUGGUGCUAAUGGAUCUUACCCAGCUUAUGUGGAAGAUUGACAGAUUGUGUGCCACAGUAUGUGUCCAGGAUCCUUCAAAGACACCCAACGCUGUUGAGCUAGACAGUAUGACCCUGCACUCGUACAUUGAGCAACAUGCGUGGACUUCAGAACUAAAAGAGGAGAUGGGAGUGUGCAGCAGGUCUGUGUUUGGCAUUGAGCCAUCACAGAUGUCCUUCCUAUUCUUCCUCAUGUAUGCUGCAGCAGCUGGAGGGGUACUGCAGCUGUUAGAGAGCUCUCCGGGUUGUGCUCAGGAGUUCAAGAUAAAGGGAGGCACCCAACAGCUUUCAGAGUGUCUGGCAGAACGCGUUGGGUGGAAGAAUGUCCGGCUGGGUUCUGCUGUGACGGCCAUAUGGCAGGUACAGUACAGUAACAGCUCAAUCAGGGACUGAUGAGGCGCAACAGAG